AGCAAAUUAAUUAACAAUAAUUAAAAAUAAAAAAAAAAUUUAUUAAAAAUGGCAUUCAAACAAGUUUGUACUUCAUUGUUGGUAACAGUAGCUUGUUGCAGCGUUUUAUCAGUGGCAACACCAUUGAGUUACUUAAGAGAUAAUGACCAAAAUGUUUCACCAUUCCAAAACCAAAACCAAGGUUUUGUAUAUUUAAGAGACAAUGGAGUUAAUCAACCAGCCGUUUAUCCAGUACAGUCAGGACCAGUAAAUGUUGUUAAUAAUCUUGGAAACUCACAAAUCCUUGGAAGUUCUCAAAUCCAAACGAUCUCUUCAUACCCAGGUGUAAUUGGCAAUGUUGGACUCGUUGGAAACAAUGGAUUUGGUUCCAAUAUCAUAAACAACGUUAAUAACGUAAAUGGAUUAAACGGUUUAUCAACAAUCCAAUAUCCCACUUUUGCACAAGCUCCACUUGUAAGCUACCCAAGUGUUCAACAAGUCUUACCAGUUGCUCAAUAUGCUGUUCAACAACCAGCUUACAUUGGUGGACCAGUAGGAUACUCAAACAAUAACAAUCAAAUCACCAACAAUCAAGUUGCCCCAGUUGAAGUUAACUUUAGUGGUAGCCAAGGAUAUCUUGGUAGCCCAAUCAUUUUCUAAAAUGUUGAGUAUCAGUAAAAUUUUGUACAAAAGUUGUUAUUUUUUAUUUAAAAAUAAUUAUAUUUUUGUUGAUAAAUAAAACUUAAUUUGAAUGA
This is a messenger RNA of Chrysoperla carnea, 734 nucleotides long. RefSeq lists its product as uncharacterized. Lineage: Eukaryota; Metazoa; Arthropoda; Insecta; Neuroptera; Chrysopidae. The coding region runs from base 49 to 639 and encodes 196 amino acids. The record is from RefSeq and is a predicted model, not a curated record. The transcript is spliced from 3 exons.